Messenger RNA from Lodderomyces jiufengensis, 531 nucleotides. RefSeq lists its product as uncharacterized. Lineage: Eukaryota; Fungi; Ascomycota; Pichiomycetes; Serinales; Debaryomycetaceae. The transcript has a single exon. Gene Ontology annotation, molecular function: oxidoreductase activity. Bases 1 to 531 code for a protein of 176 amino acids. Gene Ontology annotation, cellular component: mitochondrion. The record is from RefSeq and is a predicted model, not a curated record.
AUGUCAUUAUUUAGAACUUUACAAUCAUCACCAGCUACUAUUACUUUAUUUCAUAAUUCAAAAUUACCAUUAUCAAAUAAAAUUUAUGAUAUAUUAAAUAAAACUUAUGAAACUUUACCAGAAAAACCAAAAUAUGAUUUUCAAAUUGAUUUAAUGAAAAAUAAAAUGCCAACUUAUGAUCAAUAUCAAAUAUUUAUAAAUAAAUUUUUAAAAUCAGAGCAAUCUAAAUCUAUUUUACAUAAUUGUUUUCCAUUUUUAAAUGAUAGACAAUCUACUAAUUUAUAUGAUUCAAAUGGUAAAACAACUACAAUUAAGGGAAUUGAUUGGUCAAAUAAAAUUUUUACAAAACAUGAAUAUGAACUAAUUUAUGAAACUUUUAAUAAAUUAAUAAAUGAUGAAAAUAAUAAAUCAAUUGAUACUAAUCCUGCUGAUAUUUUUAAAGCUCCUUUAGUUGUUGAUUGGGAUCAAGAUUUAUUAGCAAAUGAUGAAGAAACUUUAAAAACUAUAUUAUCAAAAUAUACUAAUCAAUAA